AUGCCGCCUCGAAUACCAGUCUUGUCGUGCCUGCGGGCAUCGACGUCCUCUAUCUCCACCCCAUUCUCACUGCCCAUCCGAACUUUUGCCUCUACAGCACUUCUCCAAGCCAAGACCAUAGAUCAAGUGAGGCAACGCCAGCGCCGGCUGAAUGACCCGUAUCUGGUCGCACAGCGGAAUCGAAAGAAGGAGGCCAAUCUGUCGCGCCGCGCCGAGCUCGAGGAAGCACGAGUAGCCAGCCUCGGAAAUCCUGUCCGUGGUGUACCGACGCCGUUUGUCGAGUCUUUCGAAACAGGCAUGCCAAUUACACAUGAAGAGGGCAAGAAGAUACCUGAAGACCAUUUACACUUGAACUAUGCUUUUGAUCCCAAGACUGUCGAGCAGCAGCUGGAAACCAGUCAAAAGCUAGCUGUGCCGCUCAGCGAGCUUGGAAAGCCGGUUGCGACACAAUCGUAUCAGUGGAGUGACUCACGACAGUACGAAAAGGCAGAUGCAAUGGAGCAGGCGGCAGAAGACAUUGAGGCACAAACCAAAAAGGAUCAUGCGCGGGCUGCGGAGGCGAUUGCACGGAUUACUGCCCUCGAGAACGGCUCAAGUAAGGAUCGCAUGCGUGUGAACAAAGCACGUUGUGUGGAGACAUUUGGGCGGCACAACACCGACAAGAUUUUCCCACCAAAGGCACCCACUUUGCAAAAAUCAGGUGCCACCGAGUUGCAUCCUGUGCGUCCCGAGACCAACGUCGACAAGGCGGGCAAGCGUGUUGGGCCAGACACAGGAUCUUCGGAAGUUCAGAUUGCAAUCUUGACGGCGAAAAUCAAGACGCUUGCCGACUUCCUGCAGACACGAGGAAAGGGAGACAAGCACAACAAGCGAAAUCUGAGGUUGCUUGUACACAGGAGGCAGAAGUUGCUGCAGUAUCUGCGGAGGAAAGAGCGCGGUGGGCCAAGGUGGCAGCAUUGCAUUGAGACUCUGGGAUUGACCGAGGGCACUUGGAAAGGAGAGAUUUCUCUUUGA
This is a messenger RNA of Plenodomus lingam JN3, 1014 nucleotides long. Its product is annotated as mitochondrial 37S ribosomal protein uS15m. Gene Ontology annotation, molecular function: structural constituent of ribosome. NCBI's taxonomy places the organism in Eukaryota, Fungi, Ascomycota, Dothideomycetes, Pleosporales, Leptosphaeriaceae. Gene Ontology annotation, cellular component: ribosome. The record is from RefSeq and is a predicted model, not a curated record. Gene Ontology annotation, biological process: translation.